This is a messenger RNA of Meriones unguiculatus (Mongolian gerbil), 7738 nucleotides long. It is a transcript of the gene Med1, whose product is annotated as mediator complex subunit 1. Gene Ontology annotation, molecular function: nuclear thyroid hormone receptor binding; nuclear vitamin D receptor binding; nuclear retinoic acid receptor binding. Lineage: Eukaryota; Metazoa; Chordata; Mammalia; Rodentia; Muridae. The record is from RefSeq and is a predicted model, not a curated record. Gene Ontology annotation, cellular component: mediator complex. Gene Ontology annotation, biological process: cellular response to thyroid hormone stimulus; regulation of transcription by RNA polymerase II. The transcript has 18 exons. Bases 223 to 4959 code for a protein of 1578 amino acids.
AUUAAUCUCGCGAUCUUUGGGAAGUUCCGUUGAGGAAGAUGGCGGCGGCCGCGAGCACCCUUCUCUUCUUGCCGCCGGGGACUUCAGAUUGAGCCUUCCCCGGAAGAGUGGGGGCCGCUGGAGCGCCACUAACCCCGGAGCUCAAGCUAACUUGGUUCCCCUUUCAGUGGUGGGGAGAGGCUUACCCUCUUGUGGCCGACCCAAGACCUCACCGCUGUCAGGAUGAAGGCUCAGGGGGAAACCGAGGAGUCAGAAAAGCUGAGUAAGAUGAGUUCCCUCUUGGAACGGCUCCAUGCAAAAUUUAACCAAAAUAGACCUUGGAGUGAAACCAUUAAGCUUGUGCGUCAAGUCAUGGAGAAGAGGGUCGUAAUGAGUUCUGGAGGGCAUCAGCAUUUGGUCAGCUGUUUGGAGACACUGCAGAAGGCUCUCAAAGUCACAUCUUUGCCAGCAAUGACUGAUCGUUUGGAAUCAAUAGCCAGACAGAAUGGACUGGGCUCUCAUCUCAGUGCCAGUGGCACUGAAUGUUACAUCACGUCAGAUAUGUUCUAUGUGGAAGUGCAGUUAGAUCCUGCAGGACAGCUUUGUGAUGUAAAAGUGGCUCACCAUGGGGAGAAUCCUGUGAGCUGUCCAGAGCUUGUACAGCAGUUAAGGGAAAAGAAUUUUGAUGAGUUUUCUAAGCAUCUUAAGGGUCUUGUUAAUCUGUAUAACCUUCCAGGAGACAACAAACUGAAGACUAAAAUGUAUUUGGCUCUCCAAUCCUUAGAACAAGACCUUUCUAAAAUGGCAAUUAUGUACUGGAAGGCAACUAAUGCUACUCCCUUGGAUAAGAUUCUUCAUGGAAGUGUGGGCUAUCUCACUCCACGGAGUGGGGGUCAUUUAAUGAAUCUGAAAUACUAUGCCUCUCCUUCUGACUUGCUGGAUGAUAAGACUGCAUCACCUAUCAUUUUGCAUGAAAAGAACGUUCCUCGAUCUUUGGGCAUGAAUGCAUCAGUGACAAUUGAAGGAACCUCUGCUAUGUACAAACUCCCAAUUGCCCCUUUAAUUAUGGGGUCACAUCCAGCUGACAACAAAUGGACCCCUUCUUUCUCUGCAGUAACUAGUGCCAACAGUGUUGAUCUUCCCGCCUGUUUCUUCUUGAAAUUUCCCCAGCCAAUUCCAGUAUCUAAAGCAUUUGUUCAGAAACUGCAAAACUGCACAGGAAUCCCAUUGUUUGACACUCCACCGACUUACAUGCCCCUCUAUGAACUCAUCACUCAAUUUGAGCUGUCGAAAGAUCCUGACCCCCUACCCUUGAAUCACAACAUGCGAUUUUAUGCUGCUCUUCCAGGCCAGCAGCACUGCUAUUUCCUCAAUAAGGAUGCUCCUCUUCCAGAUGGUCAGAGCCUGCAGGGAACGCUGGUCAGCAAAAUCACCUUUCAGCACCCUGGCCGAGUUCCUCUUAUCUUGAAUAUGAUCAGACACCAAGUGGCCUAUAACACCCUUAUUGGAAGCUGUGUCAAAAGAACUAUUUUAAAAGAAGAUUCUCCUGGCCUCCUCCAGUUUGAAGUGUGUCCUCUGUCAGAGUCCCGCUUCAGUGUGUCUUUUCAGCACCCUGUGAAUGACUCCCUUGUGUGUGUGGUGAUGGAUGUGCAGGACUCGGCACAUGUGAGCUGUAAACUCUACAAGGGGCUGUCGGAUGCUCUGAUCUGUACUGAUGACUUCAUCGCCAAAGUUGUUCAAAGAUGUAUGUCCAUCCCUGUGACGAUGAGGGCUAUUCGGAGGAAGGCUGAAACCAUACAGGCUGACACGCCAGCACUGUCCCUCAUUGCAGAGACAGUUGAAGACAUGGUGAAAAAGAACCUGCCCCCGGCUAGCAGCCCAGGGUAUGGCAUGACCACAGGCAACAACCCAAUGAGUGGUACCACUACACCAACCAACACCUUUCCGGGGGGUCCCAUUACCACCUUGUUUAAUAUGAGCAUGAGCAUCAAAGAUCGGCAUGAGUCGGUGGGCCAUGGGGAGGACUUCAGCAAGGUGUCUCAGAACCCAAUUCUUACCAGUUUGUUGCAAAUCACAGGGAACGGGGGGUCUACCAUUGGCUCGAGUCCGACCCCUCCUCAUCACACGCCGCCACCUGUCUCUUCGAUGGCCGGCAACACCAAGAACCACCCGAUGCUCAUGAACCUUCUUAAAGAUAACCCUGCCCAGGAUUUCUCAACCCUUUAUGGAAGCAGCCCUUUAGAAAGGCAGAACUCCUCUUCCGGAUCACCCCGGAUGGAAAUGUGCUCAGGGAGCAACAAGACCAAGAAGAAGAAGUCAUCAAGAGUACCACCUGACAAACCCAAGCACCAGACUGAAGAUGAUUUUCAGAGGGAGCUCUUUUCAAUGGAUGUCGACUCACAGAACCCUAUGUUUGAUGUCAGCAUGACGGCUGAUGCGCUGGAUACACCUCAUAUCACUCCAGCUCCAAGCCAGUGUAGUACCCCCCCAACAACUUAUCCACAACCAGUACCUCACCCCCAACCCAGUAUUCAAAGGAUGGUCCGACUAUCCAGUUCAGACAGCAUUGGCCCAGAUGUAACGGAUAUCCUUUCCGACAUUGCAGAAGAAGCCUCAAAGCUUCCCAGCACUAGUGACGAUUGCCCGCCCAUUGGCACCCCUGUUGGAGAUUCUUCAAGUUCUGGGCAUUCUCAGAGUGCCCUCUUUGACUCUGAUGUCUUUCAAACUAAUAAUAGUGAAAACCCCUACACGGAUCCAGCCGACCUCAUUGCGGAUGCCACUGGGAGCCCUAGUAGUGACUCUCCUAGCAAUCAGCUCUUCCCCGAUGGAGUGGAUUUCAACCCUGACUUGUUGAACAGCCAAAGCCAAAGUGGUUUUGGAGAAGAAUAUUUUGAUGAAAGUAGUCAAAGUGGAGAUAAUGAUGAUUUCAAAGGUUUUGCAUCUCAGGCACUAAAUACUUUGGGGAUGCCAAUCCUUGGAGGUGAUAAUGGGGAGUCAAAAUUUAAGGGUGGCAGCCAAGCUGACACAGUUGACUUCAGUAUUAUAUCAGUAGCUGGUAAGGCUUUGGGUCCUACAGAUCUUAUAGAGCAUCACAGUGGUAGUCAGAGUCCUUUAUUGACCACUGGAGAAUUAGGGAAAGAAAAAACUCAGAAGAGGCUAAAAGAAGGCAAUGGCACUGGUUCCAGCAGUGUGUCAGGCCCAGGGUUAGACAGUAAGCCUGGCAAGCGCAGCCGCACUCCUUCCAAUGAUGGUAAGAGCAAAGAUAAGCCUCCAAAGCGGAAGAAGGCAGACACUGAGGGAAAGUCUCCAUCUCACAGUUCUAAUAGGCCUUUCACCCCACCUACCAGUACAGGUGGCUCCAAAUCUCCAGGCAGUUCAGGAAGAUCUCAGACUCCCCCAGGUGUUGCCACACCACCCAUCCCGAAAAUCACUAUUCAGAUCCCUAAAGGGACAGUGAUGGUAGGCAAGCCUUCCUCCCAUAGUCAGUAUACCAGCAGCGGUUCUGUGUCUUCCUCUGGCAGCAAAAGCCACCAUAGUCAUUCUUCCUCCUCCUCCUCCUCUGCUUCCACCUCAGGCAAGAUGAAAAGCAGUAAAUCAGAAGGCUCGUCAAGUUCCAAGCUAAGUGGCAGUCUGUAUUCUAGCCAAGGGUCUUCUGGAUCCAGCCAGUCCAAAAAUUCAUCUCAGACUGGGGGGAAGCCAGGCUCCUCUCCCAUUACCAAACAUGGACUGAGCAGUGGUUCUAGUAGCACCAAGAUGAAACCUCAAGGCAAGCCAUCAUCACUUAUGAACCCUUCUAUAAGUAAACCAAACAUAUCCCCUUCUCAUUCAAGGCCUCCUGGAGGCUCAGAUAAGCUUGCCUCUCCAAUGAAGCCUGUUCCUGGGACUCCCCCAUCCUCCAAAGCCAAAUCCCCUAUCAGUUCAGGUUCUGGUGGUUCUCAUAUGUCAGGAACUAGUUCAAGCUCUGGUAUGAAGUCAUCUUCAGGCUCAGGAUCCUCAGGCUCAUUGUCUCAGAAAACUCCCCCAGCAUCUAAUUCCUGUACACCAUCUUCCUCCUCAUUUUCCUCAAGUGGUUCUUCCAUGUCAUCCUCUCAGAAUCAGCAUGGCAGUUCCAAAGGGAAAUCUCCCAGUAGAAAUAAGAAGCCUUCCUUGACAGCUGUCAUAGAUAAACUAAAGCAUGGGGUUGUAACCAGUGGGCCUGGGGGGGAGGACCCAAUGGACAGUCAGAUGGGAGUAAGCACAAACUCUUCUAGCCAUCCUAUGUCCUCCAAACAUAACAUGUCAGGGGGGGAGUUCCAGAGCAAGCGUGAGAAAAGCGAUAAAGACAAAUCAAAGGUUUCUACUGCUGGAGGAUCAGUGGAUUCCUCUAAGAAGACCUCAGAGUCAAAAAGUGUGGGGAGCACAGGUGUUGCUAAAAUUAUCAUCAGCAAGCACGACGGGGGCUCCCCGAGCAUUAAAGCCAAAGUGACCCUGCAGAAACCCGGGGAAAGUAGUGCAGAAGGGCUCAGGCCACAGAUCGCCUCUUCAAAAAGCUACGGUUCUCCACUGAUAAGUGGUUCCACUCCAAAGCAUGAACGGGGUUCUCCCAGCCACAGUAAGUCACCAGCAUAUACACCCCAGAAUGUGGACAGUGAAAGUGAGUCAGGGUCCUCCAUAGCAGAGAAAUCCUACCAGAACAGUCCCAGCUCAGAUGAUGGUGUCCGGCCACUUCCAGAAUACAGCACAGAGAAGCAUAAGAAGCACAAAAAGGAAAAGAAGAAAGUAAAAGACAAAGACAGAGACCGAGACAAAGACAGAGACAAGAAAAAGUCUCACAGCAUCAAGCCAGAGAAUUGGUCUAAAUCUCCCAUUUCAUCUGAUCAGACAUUGUCUAUGACAAAUAAUCCAAUCUUACCUGCAGACAGGCCUUCUAGGCUCAGCCCUGACUUUAUGAUUGGGGAGGAAGAUGAUGAUCUUAUGGAUGUGGCCCUGAUUGGCAACUAACCUUAUUUUCUAAAUUAUGUCCAGAGAAGAAACUAAUGAUGCAUUUACAUGUAAACCAACACAAGGGGACAUGCUUUAAACUCAUUUUAGUGCAUGUAUUUGAAGGGCUGGGCAGAAAAUGAAAAAAGCAAUACAUUCCUUGAUGCGUUCGCAUGAAGGUUGUUCACCUUUGGUAGUUGUCCAUUUGAAGCAUGGGCAAAGGAAGGACUUUGGCAGUUUUGGACACUUAAAGCAAUGUUUGGUGUCUGUUUCUUAGGAGUGAUUGGGGGAGGGAAAAUUAUUUUAGCUAUUUAUUUGUAAUAUUUUAAUCUUUAAUGUUUGUUUUUAUGCAAUGUUUGUUCCUAAAUCUAUGAAGGGUAUGGUUCAUAGUGAUAGGAGGCAGGACGGGCAAGGUUUGCUUGGUGGUGGGGAGCUUGCUGCUCUUGCAGGUGCUGCAGCAGCACGCCCACAGAGGCUAACCAGAGCCUGUCUCUGGAGUUAAAUAGAAAAACCAAAACUAUUAUCUUUGGAGGUUUUUCACAGGGUUCAGACAUCAUAGGAAUAUUAGAAGUGACCUCCCUAUGCAGUUAAAGACUUACCUUUUUUCAUUAAAAAGGAAGGGUGGCUUUUUGGGGUAUAAAUAUGUUUUCAGAUUCUAUACCCAAUGGUAUAAAAACCAUUACAGAAUUAAUAGUUCUCCUAGUUCCACAAUGUGCCAAAAGUCUACAUCCCAGCGUUUUGUUCGCAGGAGAGCUAAUGCCAUUCCUAAGAGCUGGACUCGCAUUUCUCUCAUCAUAAGAAAGAGUUCAGACUUAAAUGCUCCACUGUAUGCUCCCCGAGAUAAAGUUUUUUGUUUUUUUGUUUUUGUUUUUUUUUAAAAAAAAAAAGCAGCCAUAGUUCACUUAAAACAAUUUCAAGCUCACUUGACUUAAGUAGGGGCCUGGAAUGCUAAGUGAGCAUGAAGAUAAACCUUGCUACUGUGUAGCACACAAUUGGACCUUUUUGGAGAAACAGGUCUGAGUCUGGAUUCUGAGGGACAUCAAAAGAAGCCCUUCUCAUAAAUGUAGAAAUCCAGGAGACCAUUUUGAGUGCAACCGAAGUUCUCAGUAUUUGGAGGGUCCUCUCAAAAAUCUGCGGCCUUACUUUGAUUUUGCCACCUGCACUGUGCCAUUCCUGAUGAUUCCGUUCAGGAUCUGUAUCAGCGGGAUGGGGCAUAAUCCCAGCACAACUCUACUGGAUUACAAAAAGGAAAAAAAAAAAAGCCAGGUGAUUCAUGUUUGUACGUGUUAUAAGUGGAGUGACUUCAUCAGAUACGGACGAUUUCAGUAUCCAACACUCUGCAGGUUGGAGUUAGCAUAGACUUGGAAAAUCUACUGUGGCUUUCUUUCCUGACUGUUUCUGUUUCCUUUGGUGUUCUCCCUUUUCUGAUCAUCGGUUCUCAACAACUCUGCCAUGUCUGUGUCCCAAGGCAAUAAAUAGGAAACAAAACAUUGCAAAGCGGAGCAAGAAAGGUUACGUGUCACCCUGCCAGAGCCCAGUGUCUUAGGUGACAUGAGUGCUGGGUGAUAGUGGAGUGCUUUCUCUUUUGCUGACACAGAAGCCGUACGUUGUCUCAGAUACACAGCUGGGUUGGAGUUCUCAGAAGUUUGCCACCUGGUUCUGAAUCCUAUGCUCUUAGUUUCUGCAGGAAGAGUUAAAGUUAUAUGGUGUUUCAGUUUGUUCUGGGUGGGGACAGUCUCCUGGGGAAAUGUACUGCAUAGUAUAAGGGGCUCAGUCCCCCCAAGCAGAGCCAACAAAUACCAAAAUGAGUAAACUGGGAAGCUUUUUCUCUCUUUCUGUCUUCAUCCCAGAUCAAAGAAUCCCGAGUUAGGAUCUGGAUGAAGGAUAAGCCCCUGAAUUGUCGAUGGGCACGCCCCACCCAAUGACCCAGCAUCUGAACUUGCUUAACAGGGAGCCGGGCUAAACUGCUUCACCCUGCCUGGGAACCAGGGAGCACUGCAUUUCUCCACAGGGUGGAGGAGAAGAGGCAGCAUAAGCCACACCCAGGACGCCUCCCUCCCAUCCAGGUGUACAGUCUCCUGUUUCAAAAGACGGCAAGGACAUGAAGUCAACUGCUACCCAUUUGCUGCUGCUGGAGUUUAUGUAUUUUUAGUUUGACCUGAUUCUUCUGUCUUUUGGCUUCAUGUUAAGGGUCUCUGGACAAAAUCUGCUCUGAUGUACAAUAUUUCAGAUUCAAAUUCAGUGUAUCUUAAAACAAGUGUUUUCAAGGUGAGGAAGGGGACCUGAUGUAAUUGCCAAAGCCAGCUUGAAGUUGAUGACUCUUGAAUCGGAUUUUCCUUUUGUCAGGCCACUAGCAAUAUCAUGAAUUUUCAGAAGAGCCAGUGAGUCACAUAGUAUCCACAUUGAUCACAGCAGAUGUCAGUAUAGAAAACAUUCAGGAUCCCUGGGUAAUCAUAUAUUCUAUUGUAUAUUCAUCUUUGGCCCUGCCCCCCAACUCUUUGUCUUGAAGUUAAUUUUUGGAGGGGCAGGAAGUAUUAUCUUAGAAACUAGGUUGGGAAACAUGUUCAGCUCUAGAGCUGAGAUUUAAAUUUUGAGUUUAAAAAUGUACAUCAGGAGCAGUGGGAAGGGUCUUUUCUUUAAAAGUAUUUCUAAUUUGAUUUUCUGUGUAUGGCUGUUCUGUAAAUAUUUUUUUUCUCAUUUUUUUGAAAGUAGACAAAAAUCUGUGGGAUUUUUUCCCCCUAAAACAAUACAAAAAUAAAACUUUCUUUACACACAAAUAAAAUUUCUUUGAUAAAAAGUA